AUGUCAGCUCUUCGCGCUUAUCAACCUCUUUUUCGCCGCGCCGCACAGCGCACAGCGCCUACCAUCAACACUACCACUCGUCGCUUCCUCAACGUAGAAUCCGCACCAACACUUUACUCGGCACGCGCAAAAGCAAUUGGUGCUCGCAAGGGUCGUAUCGAAGGCGAGAACCUCAAUGUCGAGCUCACCAUGGCCAAGGCCCUCGGUGGUCCCGGCGACAAGGGCAAGACGAACCCAGAGGAGCUCUUCGCCGCUGGCUACGGAGCUUGUUUCCAGUCUGCCAUGAACGCUUGCGCAGCCCAGAUGGGUAUCGAAAUGCCUACCAAUGUCGAAGAUAGCGUGGUCGAUACGACAGUGCACCUUGUGGGUGAUAUGAAGUCGCUGGAUAUGGGUCUACGCGUGGAUAUGAAAAUCAUGGUUAAGGGCCUGGAACAGGAGGAAUUGGAAAAGGUGGUUCAAAAAGCGAAGGCGGUUUGCCCGUAUUCUAGGGCUACAAAGGGCAAUGUCUGGACAAACUUUGAAUACGUCCAGGGUUAA
Messenger RNA from Fusarium venenatum, 537 nucleotides. RefSeq names its product OsmC/Ohr family. Lineage: Eukaryota; Fungi; Ascomycota; Sordariomycetes; Hypocreales; Nectriaceae. The record is from RefSeq and is a predicted model, not a curated record. Gene Ontology annotation, biological process: response to oxidative stress.